Molecule: messenger RNA, 3017 nt
Organism: Ogataea polymorpha
Lineage: Eukaryota; Fungi; Ascomycota; Pichiomycetes; Pichiales; Pichiaceae
Exons: 1
Coding region: 1-459 (152 amino acids)
Cellular component (GO): mitochondrion
Source: RefSeq, a predicted model, not a curated record
AUGUUCAGUAGAUUGGCCGUUGGGGCCAAGAGAGUCCCGGGAACUGUACAUGUUAGAUACAGCUCGGAAUUGCCCAAAUUCUUGCCAAACUUGUCCGACUUUCCUGACUACAAGGUUCCUAAAGACUACGUGAUGCCCCAGAAAAGAGAUCCCUAUCGGGUUUACGACGACCAGCAAAACAGACGAAAUUUUGAUACUCCUGUGCACCCGUUUGAGGACAAUCUUGACAUGUGGUCUCCAGACUUCAUUAACCCGGUCAGCGAUUCUACAGCGAUUCUCAAUUUUCUUGGCUGGUUUGCUGGGCUUGGAUCCUUCGCAGCUGCUAUCUGGUUUUUUGAUUUAUGGCCUGAACGGCCAGCCACUCCACGGUCUUAUCCGCAUGGCGGCCUCUACAAAGACUUGGGGGGUACGGAAAAAGAUCAGCACUUGUACAGGGCGCGGAUCGACCAGGCUGAAUGAAUUAGCUACCAGUUUAUUUUUUAUAUUAUUUAUUGGAAUACACAGUAUUUAUUGGCCAUUUCAUAUCUCACUAUUAACUUUCUAGUGUCCCCCACAUGAGCUAAAUGCAUAACAAUUGUAAGAAAAUGAACAGGAAGCAAAUGAAAGUGAAAGCACAAAAAUGCGUUGACGAAUGUAUGCUAAGUAACAAAACGAAAAAAAGGCUGUCUCUUGUCUCAGUUAAGUUUGAAGAGACCAGAACCUAUGUCUAGCUGCUCCAGGUUGUUGAGUCUAGAAGCAAGAAAAUACUCGUUCAAGCGGAGUUCAUCCGAGGCAAAGCUAUUUGUCAAAGAGGUCCCCGACGAGUUGAGUGGACUGAAAGGAAUGGGUUCGCGAGAGAGCUUGUCGAUGUCAAGAAGGGAGCCACUGUAUGCUCCACCAUUGAUAGCAGGAGUGCUAGCAUGGUCAAUCAGCAAAUCGUUUAGCAAGCUAUAUUUGGUACCCGUGAAUCCCAAUGUAUUGGACAUGUUGUACAAAUUAGCUGGUUGAAACUGUUGUGUCUGCGGAGGCUGAACUGCUGGCUGGGCUGGAUGCUGCUGCAUGGCAAGCUGCUUGGCGAACCAAUUCCUCUGAGCGGCACGGGCCCCCCAGCUGACUCUAAUCCGACAGCCGCCACCAAUAUCGUAGCCCUGCAUCUCACUGAUGGCCUUCUCUGCACUAGCACGGUGGAAAAACUGGACGAAUCCACAAUUUUUGCCUGGCGGAAUUUUCACAUAGCUGAUGUCGCCGUAUCUUGAAAAAAGAGCUCGCAAUUGCGUUUCUGAAAUUGGUACAUUCAAUCCACCAAUGAAGACGGUAGUGUUGUUGGGGUCAUUAUAGUAUUGAAGAGGAGCAGUCUGUGGCAAAGAAGGGACGUUGACUUUCGGCUGACCAAGACCAUCCUGAGACGGCAUGGCAGAUGCAAAAGAGCUGUUGGCAACUGAAUUUGUCUGGGAUUUCGAUGCAGUGGAAACUCUGAUAGGUCUUCCAAGCAGAACGUAACCUUGCAUCUCUAUCAAUGCUCUUUUCUGGUCGGUCUCGUUUAGAAAUUUGACAAAUCCGUAACCUUUCAGAUGACCAGUAGAAGGGUCAAUCAUGACCUUAGCACCAGAACAUGAGGGAUAUCUUGCUUGGAAGGCUUGCAAGAGACUUUGCUCGGUCACAUUGUGAGGCAGGUCGCCGACAAAAAUAGAAUACUCGGAUUGUCCCUUAGGCUGGAAGGCAGGAAUAUUGGCACCUGAAGAGUUGGCCGAAGACCAAUUCAGUCUGAAAAAGCGGACGUUGUUUGUUCCUGGAAUUGGCUUACCAUUAAAUAGCUCGAGUACCUUGUAGCAAUCUUCGAAAUUAUGGAAUCGAAUGAAGCAAUAGCCUGCGUUUGCCAGUUCGAGGUUCAUACUCUGCUUGUCUCUAAUGAGCUUCACAGAGUGCACCAAAAUCCCCAGCGGGGCAAGAACACUGGACCAAAUCUGCUUGAUCGUGGUCUCGUCCCACCUUUGGUCGAGAUCACCCAUCCAGAGUUGAGGGGUCUGUGCGUUUUGCUGGCCAUUUGAUUGCCCAUUCAGCUGGCUGGACUGCGUAUAUUGCGAUGCAGGAGGCGGUGCUGAAGACCUGUUUGGGUAAUAUGAGUGGUGUUGAUUAUAAGCAGAAUUAUACAUGUUGGAUCAAGAGCGAUGGUAACAUAUCAAGCAAGCGAAAACUGGCAAAUUCUGCAAUAAAUAUGAUUGAUGCAAUGCUCUGUUCUAUGCCAAUCGUAACUGUGAAUUUGUGCCUUAACGUGAUGAUUAAAUGAGAUUAAACGUAUGCCAAAGCGAACAGGUACAAUGAUGAAUGAGCCGGAUCAACUGAUAAUUUGUCCAAAAUCUUUUUGCACCUCUUAGCAAAAAAAUUGGGCCUUUAGAAAAAAAAUUCUUACCGUGCCGCGCUGCCCUCGCUCGAUCUUUGGAUCGAAUCUUGUCCCCCCACGAAAAUUUUGCAAUUUGUAGGGCAAUAGGUUUUUUUUUCAUCACUUCACUCAUUGGCCCAAAAUAGCGCGGUAGCAUUUCUCCAGCCAAUAUAGAUGCGAGCGCUUAUUGAUCCAGUCUGUCUCCAAACACCCUGACACGUCCAGCCUCUGCAACACUUUGGCACGUAAACAUCCUUUGACGAACUGUUUUGCUUCGAUAGAGAUCUUGCUCCAUUCUUCGAUCUUGAGUAGCAGGUCUCCCUGCCGAACCUUGACGAUCGUUUUGUCGAUGCAAGGAGAGUAGAAAGGAGACACACCUGUAAGCAGAAUGUACGUGAUCACUCCUAGAGACCAAAUGUCCACCUUAUUGGUGUACCCCCUGGUGCUCCGUGGCUGCAUGAGGUUGAUUUCUGGUGCGGCAUAUUCCGGAGUCCCUACCAUCGUAAACAUUCUUUUGGCCGAGCGUUUGGUUCUUUGCGCAUCAAGUCGCCUGGCAGCUCCAAAAUCGGCCAGAACCACAUAAGGAUAACGAACAGGCGCUCUUUUUAUUAGAAUGUUGUCAAGCUUCAGGUCUCGGUGCACAAUGCCGCGAGAGUGC